GGGUAUAAGGAUAGUGAGUCGUUUGAAAAUCUCGACAUUCUACGCGCAGAUUUUGUAGUGUACGGAAGGAUUGAAAGUGCGGGCGCUUGAAACAAUUUAUUUAACGAUACAAGUGCACUUGCAUACUGGUUGUGCAUAUAGGCUAGAAAAAAAUCAAAACAAAUCAAACAAAUGGGCUUAACAUACAAAGCAUUGAAAUACAGAGAUAUCAAAAAAAAUGUGACCAAUGCAAAGGCGGGUGGAAUGACUGUCGAUGUCGAAACCGAAGAGACAAUAGCACAACAACAAGCAACUACAUUGUCAAUAGAAGCGAGCACAGUACAAGUGAAUACAACAACAACAUUGCCGGAAAAUCAACAACAAUACACUGCUGAUCACAUAAUGAAAUUGUGCUUAUUUUUGGCAGAAAAGUCCAGGGCUAAGCAACUUCAACAAAGCCAACAAAUGAACGCCCGCCGAUUUUAUGAAAACUUUCUCCAAGAAACAACUGAGGGUGCCGAGGAGGAACAAAUCCUUUGCAACAGUGAUGCCGAUACUUUCCAAAACCAUUUAGAAAAUUUUGAAAACAAAUUAAGAUCAUCAAAAACCAAAUUACACAUAUCAACCGCCCAACAAACGAGUCCGCGUACCAUAAGACGAACCAAAAUAAAAUUGGAAAAACACAUUAAACACUCUGUGUUAACAGAUAAAUUUUCAACCUCUAGUACUUCAAAUUUUCUUAACUAUAGCACACUUCCGGAUGUAUGCGAGAAACCAUAUGAAGACACACCAAACUAUUACCAGCAGCAGCAACACCAACAAGAUAAACGUGAUAUUCUAUUAAAAAUACGACAGCAAAUUUUUGAACGUAAACGUUUGAGACAAGUGCUGAGUGGUGGUCAGCGACCGAAUGCACAAUAUCCGCUCGGAACGCAACAGCAUCAUCAACAACAACCACAACAACAACAGCUUGAAAAUGGCUACAACAACGCACAGUUGCAACAGCAAGUUGAGCUUCAACGUUUGGCGGAUGUUUGGCGUCCUUGGUGAGACGCAAUCGUGUGUGUGUCAACAGUAUUUUUCGUUUCGUUAAAAUAGAGUUUUGCAUUUCGAAAUAGACGGUAACUGCUUUAAUAGGAAAUAUAUGAAUAAAAUUUGGGGUUCGGGCAGGAGAUCUUAUCCAAAGACUAAAUAUACGGUACAUAGGUAUACUAUGCUUAUUUUAUACGCUUACAGUUAAGUUUAUACUAAAAUUCAGCUAUAAGUGUGUGUUAACUAACUGCUUCCAAUAUUGUGUAUUACAAAUGUAUAUUGACUAAGAUAUUAUAAAUGUUUAUUGAAUAAAAUACCAAAGACUUUACUUAUACAACAAAUAAAA
Bactrocera oleae (olive fruit fly) is the source of this 1357-nucleotide messenger RNA. It is a transcript of the gene Him, whose product is annotated as Holes in muscle. The record is from RefSeq and is a predicted model, not a curated record. NCBI's taxonomy places the organism in Eukaryota, Metazoa, Arthropoda, Insecta, Diptera, Tephritidae.